AUGAACUUUGCUGCAUACUUUGACCAGAGUCUUGAAGCUGAGAGAAUGAUGUCUAGUCCAAUCUCAAUAGUAGUAGAGGAUCUUCAGGAAAUGACUUCAACUCAAAAUACGGAGGAAGAAAUAAAUGAGGAAACUGCCUCCAUCACAUCCUCUAAAACAAACACUAAGCUUGUGUACCUUAUUAAGAAUGCAGGAGACAUGCCAGUUGAAUCAGUUCUUUCUGCUGUACUUGGUGGAAGUGGUUCACAGUCUUCACCAAAGACGCACCCAUCAACACUGCCAAUGACUGGUUAUAAAAUGAGGAAAGUCAGAGCCAAAAAGCGAAAGCAUUCGCCGGUUGAUAGUGGUGCAAGUCAAAAGGUGGUGAUCAAAGGAAGUGAUGGUAAAGAGAAUAUGAUAUUCCUAGACUUGGAUAUGCCUGUUAAAGUGGAACUCCAAGUAGACAGUGAGGAUGUUGAUGAUCCUACAUGGGCCCCAACUAAUUCGGAUCGGGCUGGGAGUCGCUCCUCUACAUGGUCAAAACUGAAAAGGGCUCGUAGUGCCGUAAGGAAUAGCAUGAGGACGUUACGUCUUCCUAAACCCCAUAAAAAGAGGGAUACUCGCAAAGAGGGACACAAGGGAUCUGCCUCUCAAAGGCACAUUAUUCAGAAAGAUGAUCCAAAUUAUGCUGUUAUGAUGGAGAAAUUUGCCAAACCAGUCUCUGUGUCAACAAUGAAACGUCAUGGCCUGUACAGACCUAAGACCAAUGGCUACAAAAUUGAUGCUCCUUACAAGAAGGAUGUAGCACCUUACAUUGAAAAAAUAUCAGAUACUGAGUACAAGUGUAAAAUUUGUCUUACGGCAAAAUUUAGAUGGAAUUACAAAGCAGAAAUUCAUAUUCUUGAACAUUUGGAUUGGAGACCUUUUGAAUGUGAGGUUUGUGGAAGAGCUUUUACACAAAAUCAGUACUUAACAAAGCAUAAGCGAUUGCACUUUCCUGACGAUACGAAUUUUAUGUGUGAAGUCUGUGGAAAAGGAUUUCAACGGCGUUAUUAUUUAACUUACCAUAUGGAUGAACACUUUGAGAAAACCUACACAUGCGAAGAAUGUGGUAGGAAGUUCACUCGUCGACAGAAACAUGAUGAACAUGUUCGAUAUCAUCACAAAUGUCACUACUCAGUGUGUGAUAUUUGUGGUCAAACUUUGAGGACCACAGCUUUGUCCAGGCACAGAAAACAACAUGGAGAGAAAAGUGAAAGAAAGAAGAAAGAAAAUUCAUCUGUUUCCAAUUGGCUUUCUUGCAAUGUCUGUGGCCGUGCUUUCCGCUCAGUGCGGGAACGAGAUGACCAUGAAGCAGAACACAGUAACUCAUUGCUUCCAUUCCACUGUGAAGAGUGCGCUGUAUAUUUUAAGACAAAACGGACCCUCACUAAUCACAUCAUGCAUGCACAUAGCCAAAUAACUGAAGAGGAGUGUGAGGUGGAUGCUGCUGCUGCUGGUGGUGAAGAAUGUGAAGUAGCUAUAAAUGAAGAAGAAUGUGAAGUUACUACUGGUGAAGAAGAAUGUGAAGUGGCUACUCAUGUCCUUGAUGAACUGUCCUCAACUAUUAUUGUUAGUAUUCCUGAAGAACUGUAA
This is a messenger RNA of Thrips palmi, 1614 nucleotides long. RefSeq names its product zinc finger protein 43-like. Gene Ontology annotation, cellular component: nucleus. Lineage: Eukaryota; Metazoa; Arthropoda; Insecta; Thysanoptera; Thripidae. Gene Ontology annotation, molecular function: RNA polymerase II transcription regulatory region sequence-specific DNA binding; DNA-binding transcription factor activity, RNA polymerase II-specific. The transcript has 4 exons. The record is from RefSeq and is a predicted model, not a curated record. Bases 1 to 1614 code for a protein of 537 amino acids. Gene Ontology annotation, biological process: regulation of transcription by RNA polymerase II.